This is a messenger RNA of Caenorhabditis remanei, 246 nucleotides long. RefSeq lists its product as uncharacterized. Bases 1 to 246 code for a protein of 81 amino acids. The record is from RefSeq and is a predicted model, not a curated record. NCBI's taxonomy places the organism in Eukaryota, Metazoa, Nematoda, Chromadorea, Rhabditida, Rhabditidae. The transcript has a single exon.
AUGCCGAUCACUCGUCAAAUCAGUCUAUUCGUCAAUCGCGAGGAGGUUGCCGCUACGUUUCAGGACAGCAAGGGACACACGAUGACUUCAGGAGAGCAGCAACGACAGCGGAUUCCAGAAGAAGUCAACAAGAGAAGAUGGAAGGUGGAGGAACAACCGAGGCCCGGAACGAUAUCUCCACGAAACCCAAAGACUCAGGGAACAAGAGGAGAGCUGAGAAGACGCCCGCGAUCCCCAUCCUCAUGA